UACAUUCAACAUGCAACCUUGAAGCGAAGCCUGACAGAGGUAUUCCAUCGCUCGGAAUGCCCAUCUUGACACAAAUGUUCCGGGAUCAGAUUUUUCUACCGAUGCGAUGCCCAGGGCUAAGGCUUCUUCCUCGCGCCGUACCAGGUCAUUCGAGGGCUGUGGGACAUGCCGUAGAAGACACGUAAAAUGCGACGGAAUUAAACCCUCUUGUCUCACGUGCAAGGCUAUUGGGGCACGGUGUGACGGCUUCACUGCUGAGCUAAAAUGGAUGAAGUCUCUCUAUGGUGGCAGCGAUGACCGGGAGAUCGUAUCAUCGGAACCAGACGUUAGCCUUGCCACACGAAGGCACCUUUACACAGACGACGAUCGACAACGAAUGAAUGACAGCAUGGCUCUCUCCUUUCAAGAUACCUCAAUAGACGCCAGUCUUUCUGAACUUGAUCAAAAGAGUAAACUCAAAAACGGCAUAAGUAAUGAAGACCUUGUAGUGGGGCCAUUCGCUGUCCUGAAUUUUGCUAAGGCCCAAGGACCUCUCAGUACGAUAGAAGAAACGACCACAGAAGCUCAACAAGCUGCCGUGUCCCCAGUUCUGGACACUCCACUCACUAUUGACUCUCUUACUGGGCUCGAUGAUAGCUUGCAGUGGGCAGAUCUGUUUGGGUUUGGCUCGAAUGGUAUGUUCCUCGACAAUGAUCUUUUUGACCCAAUGCUGGACUUGAACAACAACACGAACAUGAUCUUCCCCGAUCGAGACACGGCCAAUGGCAAUGAGCUGAAUACAUUCAUGCUGCCUCUUCACAAUGAUUGGACGGGGCCGAAUGUUGCAGCCGCCAAAGUGUCGAAUUGGGAAGCCAUGGACGAGACAAUAGUAUUGAGCGAAGCACAGCAGCUACUCAAGCACUUCAGAAACAACGUAAUAAGACGAAGGUGCAGCUUGCCGACCACGUACAAAUCGCCUUGGUAUGUCACGUUGCUACCCGAAGCCAUCAAUACACUCGCGCAUCUGAGCUACUUAGAUACUCCUGUCAGCUCCGCAAAGAAAUCUAACUUGUUUGGGAUUCUGGCCAUCUCUGCAUACCACCUGUCCAAACUACCUUCGUUCGAUUGGCAGUCCAACAGAGACUCGGGAUACUGGUCGGAGAUUGCAGGUUUCUGCACACGAGAGGCGAAAUCUCACCUCCAGCAUUCACUUCAGCAUGAAUUUAACGGUCCGGCGAAGGCGAAGUACAAAGAUCAAAUGAGCGCAGUUUUCAGUCUUUUAGCCUUGGCGGUCAUUGCUGGUACCUCGGAGGAUGCUCGCUGUUACCUCAUCGACUGCGAGCGCCUUAUGAGAUAUCGCGGGUUAGCUAAGCGUACGAUAUCGCGCAAAUGCCGUUUGCUUCAUCACAUGUAUGCAUGGUACCGCAUCAUAGGCGAAAGUACAUACGUACUUCACGAGUACGGCGAAGGUACAACACCACAGAGUCUGCAAUUCGUGGUUGGAACCAUCCCGCCACAGAAUUCUACUCAGGAAAGCGGUGCUGGAAGUCGCUUGGACGACUUCCUCCGCCUCGAGCUACGACCUGAGGAUAGCGACCUGGAUCUUUCGCAGACGAAAGAGCCAGAGCUAUCACUUCGAGACAUACAUCUGGAAGACUCUCGAACGAAUUCGGCGACGAUGUACGAUCAGAUCUUUGGCGUCUCUGAGACGUGGCUCAGCCUCGUGUCACAGACGACUCGUCUGGCAAAUAAGAUGGAUUCUGUGAAGGCCAAUGGCGCUGCGAAUGAUAAGAUCUCUCGACUGUUGCAACGACGUGCUGCAAGGUUAGAAGACAUGAUCUGUUCAUUCGCAGCUCAAUUCGAACCGAUAUGCAAGGGCGAGCAGUGGGCAGCAAAUAGUGCCAUGCACAACGCCCUGAACUCCGGCUUGGUAAUUCUUUUCUACAGACGCAUACGCAAUGUCAAUCCGUGGAUACUUCAAAGCCAUGUCGACGACGUGAUCGCCGCCCUCGACGCCUUCGAUCAAGCAUUGUCGAGCAAAACAUGGGAAGGACCGGGAACUCCAUGGCCUGCAUUUCUCGCAGGAUGCGAAGCUGAAACGCGUGAACGGCGUGAUCGGUUGACGAACUGGUUGGAGAAAGCAGCAUCGAUGACUGAAUUUCAUUCCUAUGAGCAGGCCAGAAAUCUCUUACGGGCUGUUUGGGCGAGGCGAGAGAAGAGUCAGCUCGAUCUGGACGCAGAGGCUUCGUCUGAACAUGAUCCAGCGGGAUCUCUGAUGACGAGCUGGGUAGAAAUAUGCCGUGAGCAGAAAACAUGGCUGAUGGCAUUUUGA
Cercospora beticola is the source of this 2311-nucleotide messenger RNA. RefSeq lists its product as uncharacterized. The record is from RefSeq and is a predicted model, not a curated record. Lineage: Eukaryota; Fungi; Ascomycota; Dothideomycetes; Mycosphaerellales; Mycosphaerellaceae.